This is a messenger RNA of Aureobasidium vineae, 512 nucleotides long. NCBI's taxonomy places the organism in Eukaryota, Fungi, Ascomycota, Dothideomycetes, Dothideales, Saccotheciaceae. The record is from the annotation of a GenBank genome assembly.
UCAUGAUCGACCCCAAGCUGUUCGAACAGGACAAUGCCUCUGAAGGCCCGUGGACCCUCCUCAAGCAGCUCAGAAUCCGCGAUGUCGUCGCCGCUAUCAAGCAGAUCGUUCUCGAAGACUUCCAGCACCUCGUCAAUCUCGUCAGAGGCCGUCCUUUGAACCUCGAGACCAUCACCUUGCUCUCCAAGGAAUGCGUCAAGGAACGCGCUGGAAAAACCACUCUCAUCACGCUCGCCGUUCUGGUUAGCAUCAUCCUCUUGGUUUACCCCAUGACUGUUGCCUCGUCUUUCCUGGCUGUCGCCGUUUUCACCACCACCGGUCCUGCUGCUGGUAAACUGCUUAAUUGCUUUGGCAAGNNAUCGGUCGCUGCUGCUGCUCAGGCAACCUACGGAGUUGGCGCAGUCUUCAGUACUCUUCAGAACGCCGCCAUGGCUGGCUAUGGAGUCACUGUCGUCGCUGGUAUCGUUCAAGCAACUCUUAUUGCCAGUACUGCUGUUGCUGCUUUCAAGCUG